Messenger RNA from Anopheles maculipalpis, 2247 nucleotides. RefSeq names its product neutral ceramidase-like. The record is from RefSeq and is a predicted model, not a curated record. Gene Ontology annotation, molecular function: N-acylsphingosine amidohydrolase activity. Lineage: Eukaryota; Metazoa; Arthropoda; Insecta; Diptera; Culicidae. Gene Ontology annotation, biological process: long-chain fatty acid biosynthetic process; ceramide catabolic process; sphingosine biosynthetic process. Gene Ontology annotation, cellular component: extracellular region.
AUGCUGAGCACGUACCGCGUGUCAAGCGCUUUAAAAGGUUCCAGUAAGCGAAACAUCUUCCGCAUCGGCAAACCGACCAGCUCGAAGAUGCUGAUGAUACGAUCGUGCAGUUCUUUGUUCUCCGUGCUAACGGUUGUUGCGCUGGUGUGGCUACAAGUCGUCACCUCCUACCGGUUGGGCGUAGGGCGUGCGGAUUGUACUGGACCUCCGGUGGAGAUUGGAUUUAUGGGCUAUGGUGAGUUUUCUCAGCGCGGCCAGGGCAUUCAUCUGCGGCAGUACGCGCGCGCAUUCAUCUUCGAGGAUGACGAGCAACCGGCGGCAAGGGUUGUGUUUGUUAGUGCGGAUGCCGGCAUGAUGGGACACGCGGUCAAGCGUGACGUGUUGAACCUGUUAAGGGCACGGUACGGCGAUACGUAUCGAUUCGAAAACGUGGUCUUGAGCGGUUCACACAGCCACAGCGUGCCUUCCGGCUUUCUGAUGUCGUACCUGUACGAUAUCGCGUCGCUUGGCUUUGUGCCGCAAAACUUUGACGCACUGGUGGAAGGCAUUACGCUGGCGAUUGUGCGGGCACAUGAGAGUAUGCGCGAGGGACGCGUGUUCCUGUCGGAGACGACCAUUAACGAGGCGAACAUUAAUCGUAGUCCGAGUGCGUACGAGAAUAAUCCACAGUGGGAGCGUGAUCAGUAUCGAGAUUAUACGGACAAGAAGUUGGUCCAGCUGCGGUUAGUAGAUAGUGCGGGACAUCUGUUUGGGUCCAUCAAUUGGUUUGCCGUUCAUCCUACGUCGAUGAACAAAACGAACCGGUACGUGUCGAGUGAUAACGUUGGGUAUGCGUCGGUGCUGCUCGAGCUGGAUCGGAAUGGAGCUCUGAUUCCGGGUCAGGGCGAUUUUGUUGGUGCGUUUGCGUCCACUAAUCUGGGAGAUGCGUCACCGAAUAUUAUGGGACCAAAGUGCGAAAAGACGGGAUUGCCAUGUGAUAUGCUAACUUCCUCGUGUCCGACCGGAGCUGGUGCUUGUAUCGCAUCUGGUCCUGGGAAGGAUAUGUUCGAGAGCACGAAAAUCAUCGGUACGAGACUGUAUGAUGCUGCGAUAAAACUUCUUCGAGCGAACGGAGGUCGAGAGGUGAAGGGACCAAUAAAAUUCGCCCAUCAGUUUAUCGACAUGUCCGAGAUGAAGGUGCCGUACGUAAAUCCAACCACCGGCAAAACAGAAACUGUCCGCGGAUGCUACCCAGCCAUGGGAUACAGCUUCGGCGCAGGUACAACAGACGGUCCGGGAGCGUUCGAUUUCCGGCAAGCCACCCUAACCGAUUCAUCCUUCUGGAAUACGGCUCGUGACAUCCUGGCAGAACCAACACCGGAGGACAUUAAAUGUCAAGCCCCGAAACCGAUCCUGAUUGCCAGUGGCCGGGCAAAGUUUUCCUACGAAGUGCAACCAAAAAUUGUACCAACACAGCUCUUACUCGUGGGUGACUUUGCUAUUGCGGCUGUUCCGGCCGAGUUUACGACCAUGUCCGGUCGGAGGCUACGAGCGGCUAUUGCGCAGACAUCGCUAGACACCGCCAACAAAGAGAUAACGGUUGUUGUGGCGGGUCUUUCCAAUAUGUACACCAGCUACGUGGCAACGCCGGAAGAGUACGCUAUCCAGCGCUAUGAAGGAGCGUCUACACUGUACGGUCCGCACACGCUUACCAUCUACCUGGAACAGUUCCGCAAACUGAUGCGCUCGAUCGCACUAGGUGAAACACUCGCUCCCGGACCGAUGCCACCGUUUGAGGACGAUAAGCAGAUCACCCUGUCGACAGGUGUCGUUUUCGAUGGUCAUCCAUUCGGUUGGUACUUUGGUGAUUGUAAGCUACAACCCAAAGAAACGCCCUACCACCGGGGUGACAUUGUGCGCGCGAUGUUUAUAUCCGGCAAUCCGCGAAACAAUCUAAUGCAUGAACGAUCGUACUUUACGGUGGAACGGUUGAAGCCGGAAUACGAGGAAUCGAACAGUGUGGACCAGCAGCAGAAGAAGCGGGACGAUGAGUGGGAAGUAAUUGCGACUGAUGCAAACUGGGAAACGAAAUUCAAGUGGCACCGUCGAUCGACACUAUUCGCUUACAGUGAUAUCGAGCUGGAGUGGGAAAUUUCGGAUCUGGUCGAGCCGGGAACGUACCGGAUACAGCACUUUGGUUACUGGCGAUACAUUCUAGGUGGCAUUUACCCAUACAAUGGUACUACGAGGAAUUUUAUCGUAGAAUGA